This is a messenger RNA of Lachnellula hyalina, 4209 nucleotides long. RefSeq names its product UPF0507 protein. The transcript is spliced from 5 exons. Bases 1 to 4209 code for a protein of 1402 amino acids. Gene Ontology annotation, molecular function: SNARE binding; guanyl-nucleotide exchange factor activity; phosphatidylinositol binding. Lineage: Eukaryota; Fungi; Ascomycota; Leotiomycetes; Helotiales; Lachnaceae. The record is from RefSeq and is a predicted model, not a curated record. Gene Ontology annotation, biological process: early endosome to late endosome transport. Gene Ontology annotation, cellular component: late endosome; tubular endosome; plasma membrane.
AUGCAAACCAAUCCCCUGCCCCUGUGCACCCUAAUUGCGAUAGUAUCAGAGGCGACUCUCACGAAUCUAGAACUUACAGCCUUCUUCUGCGAGGCAUAUACCGACUGCAUUGAGCUUCUCCGCGCCAUCCAACCUGUCCGUCCACUCAACUCCCUUCAAGCAACGCAAUCGCGAAGCUCUCGAUACCAAGCUCUCUGUGGUCUUAGACUUCCGCAUUACAGGACUGACGCCCUGCGGUGCGGUCCUUCGUCCUGGGGUUCGAAUGUCGAAUAUAUGCAACCUCUAAAUCCCUUCCUUUGUGCCUUCUUCAAGAGCAACCUUCCAACACAGUGUACCCCAGUCCAUCAUCAUAUUCUGUUAGUGCCUACAACAGAUGUCCUCCUUACCUCCCGCGAUCGCGAGUCUGGCGCUCUGUACUCAGAUCUUGCUGGAUCUGAAGAUUUCCUCGGGAGCCAUGUCUUGCGAUUACCAACGAACCAUGCUACCGCGGCGGGAGGGAAGGAUUUGCCUAAUUUGCGCGAGAACAGAGGGAAGGCCAAGCAAUAUACAACUGUCAAUGGUAGAACGGUAGUGGUCAAGGAUGCCUAUGUCUAUAGUAAUAAGGGCUUCAAGACUCUAAAUCAGGCCCAACUUUUGUCGGAUACGAUAUGGUACCCGGACUCUUUAGAACCAAGGCAAUGGUUGGUCUAUUACAUAUCGCGGCCUUUAUUGGGGUUGUUCGAGGAGAUCAAGACUAUACCGGCCAUUAUUCCAAUGCGUCUACCGAACGGCAAGCCAGCUCACCUUGUCAAAGCCGAACCUCAAGAUGAGCCUGGGGAAUCUGCAAAUCCUCUGCCAAAGAAAAAGGAUAUCAAAAGCUUCAACGAUCUUCUCAAUAAUUUCCCAAUGAUUGCUAGACAGAUGCAACCCGGGCUGGAGCGUAUGUUCAAAGAAUUUAACGGUGUCUUUGAUAAGCCACUGCCGCCUCCACCCUCUGCAUCAAAUAUUCCCGACCCGGUGCCAGAGGGUCCUAUUGCCAAGGCGAUGAAGAGAGCAAGAUCCAAUAGCACGAACUCAGCGCCAGGUUUCCGAUCAAAUGGUCAUGUCGAGCUCCGUGUAGUGGAGGACUUCUUUGCGGAAGAUGACGACGAUGUUAUGCGUGGCGCCUUGGAGACUGCUGUAACAGCCGCUAUCGAUCUCUUCCAAAUGGUUGACAAGCAGCAGUUGUCCCUUCUAGGAGCUACUACAGAUCUGACGGGGCCUGUUGUCGAGCGAUUGAUUGAACGUUAUGUGACAGAACAAGUGCAUGACACAGUUCUCUAUCCUAGACUAUGUGCCCUGAAGAGACCGGAAGAUAUUGAACUGGAGUCUAAGAUUAGGCAAAUGGAAUUCGUCGACAUUUCGCAAGUUGGCAUCUCAAUACAAGGAGGUCAAAGGGGCAAGCAUGAGUUGAAUUUGCGAUUAGGCCGGGCCGUAGAAGAAUUUCGAAAACUCGGCGUGGCUGGGAGUCCUCAGCAAAUGAUGGACGUAUUACUUUUGACCUUAAAAACCGUCACACAGCUUACGGAACCGCCAAGGGAAUCUAUGAACGGCUCGAUCUCCGAAAAAUCUGGCACAGUCCUUACAAUUAAUGCUGAUACACUGGUAUCUUUGCUUUUAAUUGUUGUGAUUAGGUCUCAAGUCCGGUAUCUCCAGGCCCGUUUGCUUUACAUGCGCCAUUUCAUCUUUAUUGAUGAUGUUGAAAGUGGAGAGAUGGGAUACGCAUUGAGUACAUUUGAAGCAGUCUUGUCAUAUCUUGCCCGAGACUCUGGAGGAUUACGAAAAGCUAGUCGACGUAACUACAAGUUAUGGGAGGCGUCAAAGAAAGGCAAAGUCAAGGAUAUGAUGAGUAUCAUGGAGCCGGAUCGAGACCAAUCAUCAGAUGAAGAUGAUGAACAAGAGCCUAUCAUCGAAGACGUAAUCGAUGAAGAUACUCCAUGGAGUGGUGUGAAUGGCCAUUCCAGGCGUUCCUCAAGAAGCAGUGGCAGGUUCUCACAAGCAUCAACGUUGAAUCACGUUUUCCCUUUUCAAAUUCAGCAUGAAGAUGAUGAGGAGGAUGAAGAACGAAUACCACCACUACGACGACCGAAAACUGUCACAAUGGAUACCCGAAGCAUGUCGAGCAGCUCGGAAAUGUCAUUUCGCUCGAGGGCUACGACUAUCGAUUCUAUGACGAGCGGGAUUGAAGGAGAUACAUCCAUUGAACGCCUUUCCCAAACUCAAGAUUCUUUUGGAGAAUCGGUCCCGAUGAUGGCUAUUCAGAAUGAACGUCCUGAAUCUCUGAAGUAUAUACUGUCUCUCCACGAGUAUUAUCCACCAUAUGUAGUUCUUGAGGAUUCAAACAAUGAAGGCACAACUCUGCUCAGCGCUGCCGUGCAGCUAGGACACACUGAGCUGAUUGAUAUCAUCCUGGACUUUGUUUACCACUCUGGACCUGAGUCAGUCGUUAGAGAUUACCUGGCAAAACAAGACAUCAGAGGAAGAAGCGUUGCUCACUAUUUAUUUAAUGCACCCGCGUUAAUAUCGAGAGUGGGUCGAUUACUUCCUUGGCGGCAAAAGGAUAGAAAUGGUCAAACUCCUCUAUUUGCCCUCUGUCGGUCUUACGACCACGGAACUUAUCGCUCGAUGGUUGAAGCCGCUUUGGUCGCUGCAACAAGCGCCCAAGGAGAUGAUGAACCUUUACAUCUCGAUGACCAUAUCGAUGCGAAAGGCAACACUCUGUUGCAUAUCGUCAAUGACACUCAGAUUGCGCUCCGGAUUUUGCUUCAGUGCGAUUGCGACGUCAACGCUACCAACGACAAGAAAUUUACGCCUUUGAUGGUAGCCAGCAAAUAUGGAAGACUCGAGAUGGUGAGAGCUCUCUUUGGGGAUCCGAGAGUCGACCUUUUUGCAAAGGAACUACGAGGUCUCACAGCUGUUGAGCUGGCCAAAGAUGAUGAUGUGAGAAAUCGAAUCGAUGAUCUUAUUCUAUUUUCAGGACAGCCUGCGGCUGAUGGACGGAUCACAGCAGUAGUCCGGUCAUUCUUUGUCGAAGAUGGCACAAUUCGUCUUGUCGUUAAAUCGGGAGCUCCUUCUCAGAACGCGAGCUUCACAGUCACAACGUGCCGAAGGUCGCUUGCCGAUUUUGAGCACUUAGCAAAAUUACUGGCACUCGAGAACCCAGCUUCUUGGCUACCGUCAAUCUCUGGAAUGCGUUCUCCUUUUCAAUUUCCAUCAAAGCCAUCUAGAGCGGUUCUCAGAGACAUUCAGAUCCGGUUGAAUGGAUUUCUGAAAAUCCUUCUUUCCCACUCUACAUUUUCAACACAUGAGAUGUUGUGGGAAUUCUUCCUUGUACCUGAUAUCCAAGCAGAUAUGAUGGAGCAGCGCAGCAAGCUCAAAGCGGAGACAAGAAUUGAAAAGGUAAGGGAAGAGUUUGAGCCCGUUGAUGAUUUGCGGGAUGUAGAGCAGUUCGUGGAUCAUGCUAGGGAUAUGGUCCGAAGUGUCAACUACUCUACCAAGAGUGUUGCGCGAAGGACCAAUAUGAUGCGAGUCGUCACUACUGAUCUGUAUGACGCUGUAGGCAUAGCAUCCAAAGCGAUUUCAACCCUCGAGUCCCUCCCACAAACACAUGUCUCUGCUCUAGAUGCCUACGUCAAGACCCUUGCACCAUCAUCCUCAUCGCCAUACACGACCUUUCACGCUACUAUGCUCUCAAUACACAGUACCAUCAUCGCCAUGCUACUUUCUCUCUCCCGGCCUACGUCAUUGAUAACAUCAAUCAAUGUCUCUCAAAAACUUAUCGAGCGUUCGUAUAAUUCGCUAUCGAGGUCCACCCGUUGGCCGUUAGGUCUACUCGAUGAAACGCGCCAGCGACUGAACGAAGAAAAAGAAGAGAAGGUUAGAAAAACCAAAGAGGAAGCCCAUGAAUUAGGCAAAGAAUUGAGGUACACACAACAGGUUGUUGCGUCGGAACUUGCGGGGUGGCAAGACUUACACGAGAAGAUGGGACGGAAAGCUGUGCAAGAUCUUGCGAGAGGAAUGCUGACUAAGGAGCAAACGGCCUUGGAGGGAAUGAAAAGGGCGAUGAGGAAGUUGAAAGUCCAGCUUGUGAUGGCCUCAGCACCGAAGCCAAAUAUGGAUGCUGAGGUCAACGGUAGUAUCGAGGCUGAACUACCAAAUGUCGGUGUUAGUGGGUCUUCUUCAGGAGCAUAA